AUGGCUGCGGAAUUGACUACGGCUCCUCCUCUGUCUGACGAUGCGACAGCGGUGCUGGAACGUACGGUCGAAGUUGAGCAAUUGCCCGCCUCAGCCACUGGCUAUGCUUUUCAUGAAGUGUACGAGAUCGAGCGGACAGUACGGCUGAUCCAGGAGGGAGGAUACAGGAAUAUUGCAUUACAAUUCUCCGAUGAGUUACUGAGCGACGCGGCUGGUGUUGUUGAUGCGCUGCGAAAACCCCUCACGGACGGUCAAAAAGUCUACGUUCUCGCCGACACCUCCUACGGCUCCUGCUGUGUCGACGAAGUCGCCGCCGAACACAUCUCAGCCGACGCAAUCGUCCACUACGGCCGCGCAUGUCUGUCACCAACCUCAAGACUACCCGUCAUCUACGUCUUCGGCCGAAGACCAGUCGACCUGGACGCCGCCGUCAAGGGAUUCGAGGAGGUGUUAGAGAGCAAGGACGCAGACGUCAUCGCCAUGUCCGACGUCACAUACUCACACGCUCUUCCCUCAUUCUGCCAAAGGCUACGAGAAGCAGGCUACACUAAUACCAUCGAAACAACCCACGCCACAAUCGACACCGUACCUCCUCUCUCCUCCACCUCCUCACCAACCAGCACCAGCACCCUCCCCGGCCGAGAAUACUCCCUCCCAGAAGCAAAGCCCUUGAGCGACUACACUAUCUUCUACCUCGGCCCACCCUCAACGACCCUCACAACCCUCCUCAUGACCCACAACUCCCUCACAUCCUCGAUCUACUCGCACAACCCCCUCACCCUCCGCACAACCCUCGAAUCACCGACAACCAACGCCCGUCUCCGUCGUCGAUACGCGAUGGUCCAAAAAGCCCGUGACGCCGGAACAAUCGGAAUCGUCGUCGGCACACUCGGCGUAGCGGGCUAUUUGACUUUAAUCAGCGACCUCCGCAAGCUCAUCUUCGAAGCCGGAAAGAAGCCGUAUACGUUUGUGAUGGGCAAACUCAACCCCGCCAAAAUGGCAAAUUUCGGGGAAGUGGAAUGUUUCGUCCUCGUAGCCUGCGGCGAAAACUCCUUGAUUGAAUCCCGCGAUUUCUACCGUCCUGUCGUCACUCCCUACGAACUCGGACUCGCGUUGCGGGCGAGGGGUGGUGAGGCGCCGAGCUGGACGGGGGAGUGGGUCACGGACUUCGAUCGAGUCAUGCGUCUCAACUCCUCCAAUCCUCCUGGUAACGACGACGAAGGAAAAGACCCAUGGGCAUCAGACGACGACGAACCCCACUUCUCCCUCAUCACAGGCCGCUACGAAUCCUCCUCCCGCCCCAUGGCAACAAAAACCCUCUCCCUCGACCCAUCCCACACAACGGACCUCGUCCAGUCGAACGGUGCACGCGCACUCGUGACCGCGACGACGAUCGGUGGCGUGUUUAGUCCCAGUGCAGAAUACCUCCAGAAAGGAAAGGUGUGGAAGGGGCUUGGGAAUGAUGAUGAUGGGGAGGGGGCGGUGGUGCAGGAGGGGAGGGCGGGUAUUGCGAGAGAUUAUGGGCAUGAUAUUUGAAUUUAAGUCAGGCGGAUGGCAGCGUAACCAUGUAGCACGGAGCUCAAACUGAGCUCAUGGCGUCCAUCCCCU
Messenger RNA from Saitoella complicata NRRL Y-17804, 1608 nucleotides. RefSeq names its product diphthamide biosynthesis protein. Gene Ontology annotation, molecular function: 2-(3-amino-3-carboxypropyl)histidine synthase activity. The record is from RefSeq and is a predicted model, not a curated record. The transcript has 2 exons. The coding region runs from base 1 to 1536 and encodes 511 amino acids. NCBI's taxonomy places the organism in Eukaryota, Fungi, Ascomycota, Saitoellomycetes, Saitoellales, Saitoellaceae. Gene Ontology annotation, biological process: protein histidyl modification to diphthamide.